Rotaria socialis is the source of this 597-nucleotide messenger RNA. The record is from the annotation of a GenBank genome assembly. NCBI's taxonomy places the organism in Eukaryota, Metazoa, Rotifera, Eurotatoria, Philodinida, Philodinidae.
AUGAAUGAAGAAAUGUAUCCCGAUCGGGUGUCAACAAAAUCUGAACGAGAAAAUAUCAACCCGGAAAAACCGCCGAAUCGAUGGUUGAAUGCUCUGUUGGCUACUAAUGCCGUAACAUCGGUCAUCGGUCUCAUUAUUCUAUUUCUUCUUCUCGGUAUACCUGUGAGCAUGCUUGUCAUUGGCGUUCGUUAUCGACAUCGACACUUUUGUCCAAUCGAGCCUCGUAUUAGUCUAUUUCUUACUGUUGGUGGUGGUGUAGCACUUGGAUAUGUUGUGCUUAGUAUCGUUUUAUCACUAAUCACUAUGUUUCUCUACUAUACUCGAUCGUUCAAGAUUCUAGUUCCGGUUACUGUCCUGGCCAUGAUUACGAUGCUCAUACAGAUUUUCCUGUUCAUUUGGGUAAUCAUCGGCAGUGUAUGGACAUUCAGUAUUUAUAAUGAUGUUGAAUAUACGAAUCCGCGUCGUUGGAGAAAAUAUUGUGAUGAGACAUUGUAUAUGUUUACUUUUAUCUAUUUGAUUAUUAUCAUUGUGCUUUGGGCUAUACAACGUUGUGUUCGAUGUUUUUUCGGUAUUUUUCAUGCAAGACAAGACACGUAG